AUGGCUAUGUUGUUCACAGAGAUAAUAAAGCCAAGAUCUUCAACUGAACAGGUCGUUGAUGAGCAUGCACCCGCGCUAGGGUCCGAGGGAGGUAUUCGGGAAGCUUUUGGGAGAUACCGAACAGCGCUCGACAAGUACCAAAGAUGCCGACUUGCACCGAACAUGGUCGGUCCCUGCCCGACCAACGACAAGCCACCAAAGGACGUUCGACAGCACUUGGGUCAGUUCGCCCACACUUCACGUACUCACCAUGGCCACACAGGAGUGUUACAAUAA
This is a messenger RNA of Heterobasidion irregulare TC 32-1, 276 nucleotides long. RefSeq lists its product as uncharacterized. The transcript has 2 exons. The record is from RefSeq and is a predicted model, not a curated record. The coding region runs from base 1 to 276 and encodes 91 amino acids. Lineage: Eukaryota; Fungi; Basidiomycota; Agaricomycetes; Russulales; Bondarzewiaceae.